Molecule: messenger RNA, 3401 nt
Organism: Heterobilharzia americana
Lineage: Eukaryota; Metazoa; Platyhelminthes; Trematoda; Strigeidida; Schistosomatidae
Source: the annotation of a GenBank genome assembly
AUGAAUAUUUUUUACAAAUUAAUUGAAUUAUUCACUAAAGAUAAUAAAUCUUUAUAUUAUUUAAAGGAUUUAGAAAAUUUAUUUGAAAUAAAUCAUAUCAAGCAAUUAGCUAUGAAUUUUUUAAUAUCUAUUGAACAAUUGAAAGUUUGUUUUAUUCAUUCAAUGUUCAAUUAUAUAAAAGACAACCAUAAUACUGAAUUAUAUCCUAUUGAAUAUUUAAUGAAUAUAACAUUGAAUUAUAUGAAUGAUUUAAUGAGUAUUUCAUCUAAUUUAUGUUGGCUUCAAUGUGCUUAUUGGGCUGGUUAUCAUCAGGAUCAAUUAUAUACAUGGACAUAUUUACAUUGUUUAUAUCAUAUAAAGUAUAAUACAAAUAUGAAUAUGGAUCCAAUGAAAUUAUUGAAUAUUGAAUAUUAUCGUCUACGUUUAGCUAGAUAUGCUUUAGCUUAUUGUUCUAAUCAUGAAUAUCUAUAUGAUUUAAAUGAAUUAUUAGGUGUGUGCAUGCUACGUGUUGAAUGGAUUACAUUGUCAAUUAAAUUAUCGAAUAACAAUGAUACUACUGAUAAAGGAGAUUUCAAUAUAAGUAGUAUAUUGAAACAAGUUGAAAAAUUAUUAUUUUCUAAUAAAGAUAAAGAGAUAAAAGAGAAGAAAAUGAAGAAGUUUCAAUUACUUCAACCUCCAUUUUAUUCAAUAUUCAAUGAUAAUUUAUUUACUGAAUUUGAGUUGAAUAAAUCGGAUUCUUUUGGAUUAAUUCACCAUCCAGGCUAUAAUAAUGAAGAAUAUUAUCUAUGGUUUAUAUUCUUAUCAAAUUGGUCUAAAUCAUCUAAUUAUAACAAUAAUAAUAAUAAUAAUACUGAUAUAUUAUGUAAUAGUAAUGAUUUAUGCAGUAAUCUAUGGUCUAACAUGGUUAUGGAGACACUUUGCAGAGAUACACGUUUAUCAAUUAGCUAUGCAGUGAUUGGUUCAAAAUUUUGUCAAUUAUUAUCUUUCAACCAAUCAAAUUACAUUCAUCAAAUAAGUAGUAUGUUAAUACCAUAUAUAGAAAUAUUGAAUAAUUAUGAAGAAUUUGAUAUAAUUACAUAUCGUAUUAUAUUAUUAAUUAUAUACUAUUAUAUUAUAUCAAUAUAUAAGACAAACUUGAAUGAAUCAACUUAUUCAUGUGGUUGUUAUCCUUUAGGGAAAGUAAUCUGUUUAAAAUUAUAUUCAUUUAUUAUUUCUAAGGAAUAUGAUGGAAAAUUUAAUCAAUUAAAACAACAAUUAACACAUCUACUUAUAAUUGGAUUAAAAAAUAGUUUAAUUAAAUAUUUAUCAAUAAAAUUUCCAAUGAUAAUUGAUUUAGUAUAUUUUUAUAAUGAUGAUAAAUAUCGUGAAGAUGUUAUUUAUAAAUUAUGUUGUAAUCAUUUAGUAUUUGGUUUACAAUUAUGUUUAUAUUAUAAUAUACCUGAAUUACAUGGUGUAUUCUAUCGACUUAAAUAUUUAUUGGAUAAUGAAGAUUGUAUAAAUGAAAAGAUACAAUUAGAAAUAGAUUAUCUUAUUAAAUGGAUUAAUAAAUCAUUGGAUAGAUUAAAAAAAUUACUUCAAUAUAGUGAAGAAAAUAUUUAUCCAUUUUUAUUGAAAUUAUCAUCUAUCAACUUAUUAUUUAAUAUAUUACCUAAUGAUUGUGAAUUAUAUUUAUUUGAUGGAAUUGAAAUACAAUUACAUAGAAAAAUAUUAAAAAAUUUAUUAAAAAUGAAAAAAAUCGAUAUUUUUUUUAAUCAUAUUAAUUAUUCAGAAUUGCUUAAAUUACUCCAUGAAUCUUUUUAUCAAAUAGAACAAAUACACCUUAACAAUAAUAAUAAUAAUAAUAAUAAUUUUACUCCAUUACAAAUUGGUGAUAUUUAUGCAAUAUAUGGUUUACGAAUAUUUUAUAAUUUAUCAAUUUAUGAAAAUUAUAUAAAUACUACUGAUAUAGAAGAUUUAUUUCAACAGAUUAUUUCAGAAGGUAGUGUCAAUGAUAUUUGUCGAUUUAUGAAUUGGUUAGAUGAAUUAUUAUAUAGUACAUAUUCAAAUCGUUUAUCUAUUAAUCAACGACGUUUUAUAUUGGAAAAAUCUGAGAUAUUUAUUUCAAGAAUGAAGAAAAAUUCUGUUAAUUCAGCAUGGAAUAAUGUUGAAGAAAACCUUAAACUCUAUACAUCAAAUUUUGAACAAGUUUUAUAUUUAAUAAAUAAAAUUUUAUUUCCUCAAGGGAAUGAUAAAACAGAUGAAAAACAUGGUAAUGAAAUACAUUUUGAUAAGAAUAAAUACUCUUUACCUAAAGAGUUUUAUAAUCGAUUAAUCACUAUGAAACCAAAUGAUCAAUCCAGUGCUUGUGAAUUCCUUAAAGAUCUUAUUACUGCUGUAAUUAAUAAUAAUAAUAUGCUUAACAAUAAUGAUACUAUGUCUAUUUGCUCAAUAGUUUCAAAAAAUUUAGAAAUACUCGGUCAUCUGUUACCACCUUGUGUGAAAACAUUAAAAAUUGAAAAAGAGGUAUGGAUUAAUAUUAUAGGAGAUGGUUUAUCAUCCUGUUUCUCAAUACUUUCAUCAGUAUUUCAAGUACACUUUGAAAUGUUUACACAAAAUAUGCUAUUAGAUUAUCAAAGGGAAACAUCAAGUUUUAUCAAUAUACAAACACAAACAAUUUAUCCAUACCUUAAAAAAUUUCUUGAUCUAUUCAUAAAUGAUAAUGAUAAAGAACAAUCAGAGAUGAUGAUGAUGAUGAUAACUAAUAAUCCUUAUUAUUUUAUUGAUUUAGAAGAAUUUUUAGCCUAUUUUCUUAUCAAACCUGAUAUACGUCGAUUAUUCGGUAUUGAUUUAUUGAAAUCAUACAUCAAUACUAUUGAUAAUAAUUGGCAAAUAUUGAAAAUAACAAAUAAACUUUCAAUUUUUUAUAAAAUGAUAAAUUAUUUAAAAAAAUCAUGUAUCUAUUCUAAUAUAUUAUGUAAUUACUUAGACGAAUUUAAUCAAUUUUUAUUCAAUAAUCAUAAUGAUCCUGAUGAUGAUCUUCAUAAAUUUCAAAAAUGUAUCAUAAAAUUCUGUAAUCAAACUUUAACAUUAUCUAAUCAUGAAAAAGAAUUUCAUAUGAUAAAGGAAGAGAUUGAAAUAUUCAGAUCAGUGAUUGAAAUUACCACUUUAAUUGUAAUGGAUGAGAAAAUGUAAUCUGUAUGUAAGUCAAUGAAAUGCUAAGCGGUUUACAUGAUGAAGAAAUCAUAGACUUAUUUUAUCAUUCACUUCAUAUUGACUAAUAGUUUAAACUAUAUCAUCUGAUGUAUUAUUUGAUUGAGUAAUAUAUGAUUGAUGAAGUUUAGUUAACUUCAAUUUACUAUUACCAACUUGUGUAAAAGUUUCACAUGGAUUGAUUACACUUUGAUCAUUCAAUCUACUUGUUG